UUGCAUCCGCACUUGGAGUCCUGAAACAGCACUGCCUGUAUCUUUACCAGCUGUUAACCAACAAAAUUAUCUAACGCUGUCUCUUUUUCUAAACGGGGGCGGAUGCAGACGAACUACAGUUCUUUCAUUUCCCGUUUACUGCACUUUUCUGCCAAAUCGCACGGAAGCCUACCAUUGGUCAACUUUUAGAAAAUAAUAAUGCGUAUGACUCUUAUCUGCGCAUUUCCGAAUAGUGCUUUCAGGAUCGGGUACACCUCGGUCACGUUGCAUUUUUACGAAGUUGUGAGUUUUUUUAUUCGCAGCAACAUGAGCCGCUUUUGGUUGCUGUUUGGCCACAUUCUUUUAUGAGAUUAAAAAGGAGAAUGCGUUUGUGUCAGGUGGUAAAACGGCAUGUGACCGCGUAUAGACACAGACAGUUGAAGCUCUGAGGGGGUAAUUCAGCUCUAUUUACGGAGUCUUUUUUUUAAAGUAUGCGUAAUUUAAUGAUUUGUUUCAUAUCUCCAUGAUCACAGGUAACCUAUGGAUUCAGGAAGUCGUUUGUUCUCAUUCCAUACCACGCCCACUUGAUAGCCUGCUAGCAAGUAGCAAGCAGCAAGCUUUGUGUGAGAGGCUAACUAGCUAACUUACAUUGCUAGCUUGCUUCUUUCCCCUCAUCAGAUCAUAAUAUUGCGCCGGGAAUAAAUUAUGAAAUGACUAAAACAAAAUGUACAGAAACGGGGAGCGAAUUCACUUGUAAUUACACUACGCGAUGGAUUGGAUGCAUUCUUACCGUAAGCUGUCAGUCUACCUAGCUAGUUAGCUAGCUACACAGAGUUGAUUGUUUAGCGUUACCUUGUUACCGUCAUGGACUCGCAUAAUAUAUGUUCUUCGAAUAGACCUACUGACAUACAAGGUGCAGAAGAGACUGCUCCACUGAUUGGGGAGUUGAAGCCCAUUCACCCCCCGUCAGUGGAUGGUCGCGCCGGCUGCGAGACCUGGAGCGUCGAGUUCUCUCCGGAUGGCUCCUACUUCGCAUGGUCCAAAGGAUAUGGCAUUGUGCAGUUGCUUCGGUGGCCUCUUCAGGGUAUCGGAUGGCAUGGAACGGCACAGCUACCUGAUAGAGGGAAGGAGAAGACUUUGGACUGCGGCCAGACAGUAUGGGGUUUAGCCUUUGGGCCACGCACAUCCAAGUUUGCACGUCGAACCGAUGACUUUAAGCUGAGAGAGCUGAAUGAAAUUGCACAGCCCUUGCUUCUUGCAACUGGUCUUAGCAACGGAGCGAUUAAAGUAUGGGAGGUCGAGACAGGUCACCUCUGUUUCAAUCUGAGUGGACAUCAGUCUGUCGUGCGGGACUUGGUCUUCACUCCCAAUGGAAGCCUCACCCUCGUGUCUGGGUCCCGUGACACAACACUGCGGAUCUGGGACUUAAACAAGUCAGACAAAACAGCACAGGUCCUGAGUGGACAUACGAAUUGGGUGUACAGUGUCAGCGUCUCUCCUGACUGUAGUAUGAUUGCAUCUGUCUGCAGAGGGAAUCCAAAAGUGUUCCUGUGGAGCCUGCGGUCGUACACCUUUAUAAGGAACCUGAAGAGUAGCGAUACCUUCCAGGUUUCCUGUGACUUUUCUCCAGACGGUGCGCUGUUGGUUACGGCCGCGUACUUUGACAACUGGGAGACGUCCUUAUGGGAUCCUUACACUGGGGAACACCUCUUCAAACUACAGGAAUGUGUCCAGUGCAACUGUACCAUUAUGGAUAAUCCAAUCAAGGCUGUGCGUUUCUCUUCUGAAGGUCUACACCUGGCGUUUAUCACUGAGGACAGAGAGCUGCGGGUUUGGGAGCUUGGGGAGGACGAGCCUCUGAUCGAAUCGAAACUCCGCCACUUCUCCUGCGGGCUGUGCUGCACAUUCCAUCCACAAGGGGGAGUCAUCGCUACAGGGACACGGGACGGACAUGUAAAGUUUUGGAGCGUGCCGCAGGUGGUACCCAGCCUGCUCCACUUCUGCAGGAUGGCCCUGCGGUUCUCCAUCUCCACCCACCAAGUGAUGGCGCUGCCCAUUCCCACCAAAAUAAAGGACAUUCUCACCUACAGGAACUACCAGGACAGCUACGAUUUGCUCUGUUCCCAUCAUAGGUGGAGGCAGUGACAACAGACAUUUGAUUUCGAUAACAGGCCACUCGCUGAUUCUUGGCCUACAGUCAAUAUUUUGGUGGUGCAACCAGCAAGAUUGGGCGUAUAUUCUUAAAGCCCUUCAGAGUGGGAGUGCUGGUCUGGGAUCGGUGGUUUCCUGCCCAUAUCCAUUAUGAGCUCAAAGGAAAAACUGAUUCCAGAUCAGCACUUAGAUGCUUUCUGGGGCUACUACAACCCUAGUCCUGGAGAGCCACAGGGCUUGCUGCACUUUCUCUUCACUGUAAAUACAGCUACCACCUUCAACCCAAGAAACCAGGUGAGGUGAGUUAACUAAUUGACUGCUUCAAAUGAUCAAUUAAGUGCUAAGUAUCAACACAACCAGCAGAACCUGCAGCUCCCCAAUACCCAGCUUCGCCAACAACUACAUGUCUUGGUUGAACCAGAGGUGGCAAGAAUGACCUGGAACAGGGCUACUUAAACAUGGCCCUCGGUGCCAGUACUACUGUUGGUUUUCUUUCCUCUCCUCCAAUCAUGGACUGAUUUACACUGGACACACCAGGUGAUUGUAACUUCUGGCCAAUCUGGUCAAACAUUAUUGCACUGUCGACUUCUAGGUAGAAGAGAGAACUGAUUUAGCACUACCGACACUGGACUAUGGAUCACAUUCCACUCUUAAUGUGUUUGCGUAGCUAAUCUACUGUCAACAGACAGACAAAAUGCAUAUAAAAUGGUAAAUGGGUGGCAUUUAUAUAGCGCCUUUAUUCAAAGCGCUGUAGAAUUGAUGCUUCUCACUCACGCAUUCACACACCAACGUCGACUGGCUGCCAUGCAAGGCACCAACCAGCUCAUCAAGAGCAUUUAGGGGUUAGGUGUCUUGCUCAGGGACACUUCGACACAGCCAGGGCAGGAUAGAACCGGCAACCCUCCAACUGCCAGAUGACUGCUCUUACUGCUGGAGCCAAUGCCGCCCCAUAUGACACAAGCUGAAAGAAAACUGAGCUUAACCUUUCACCUGAUCAUGAAUGGAAAAAGAAAAUUGGCAACAGGUUUCGUGUUUUCCACAAAAGGUCAACUUUUUAGUACAGGACCAGAUGAAACAAUAGCCUACUGAGUAAUCUUUAUAUACAUUUAAUUUCAUUUUGUACAUUUACUGAUGAAAACAUUUGAUUAUUUAACUCAGGGUUUUACAGUUUACAGUACAUUUAAGAUCUACUCCUUCCAUUACGUAAAAGAAAUGUGGACGAAACGACAAAAAACGACUUUUUCUCGUGAUAAAUUCUGUAAAGUUUUGUCCUAUAUUGACUACAUAUUUUAAUUUCUCAUUUAAAUGUAUCUGUGAUAAAAACUAAAGUAAAGGCAAUGCAGAUGUUUGUUUUGUUUUACUGUUUUCCAUGGGGGAAAAUUGGUCAUUUAUGUUUUAUUAAUUACAUUUUUUACUUUAAUUCUGAAUGUGCAAAAGUUUAAUAUAAACCUUUAAACAGAAUGUAUGAAUUAAAGCUGAUGAAUUACAAGCGGGGAAAUGUGAAUGGUUUGUCAAAUCUGUGUAUGAAACAGUACAAAUUCAAAUGCAAUUCCAACUGAAUUUUUGCAUUAAACUACAAAUUAAAAGGCUUCAACUACUUCUGAAA
This is a messenger RNA of Conger conger (European conger), 3736 nucleotides long. It is a transcript of the gene wsb2, whose product is annotated as WD repeat and SOCS box containing 2. The record is from RefSeq and is a predicted model, not a curated record. Gene Ontology annotation, molecular function: protein binding. The coding region runs from base 844 to 2124 and encodes 426 amino acids. The transcript is spliced from 9 exons. Gene Ontology annotation, biological process: intracellular signal transduction. NCBI's taxonomy places the organism in Eukaryota, Metazoa, Chordata, Actinopteri, Anguilliformes, Congridae.